AUGUCUCCAACUCAACUCUCUCCUGAGGAGAGAGAACUGGGUUAUUGCACAAAGGUUCCUCGCAAUUCAAACAUGGAGAAAUUGCGAGAUGGGUAUUUAUUUCAAGAGAUUCGUAGAAGGGAGGAAGAACAUAGGAAGAAGUACCCAACAGCAAAUGUGAUAACCCUCGGAGUUGGGGAUACUACUCAGCCUAUUCCACAAAUCAUUACCUCUUCUAUGGUUCAGAAAGCUUGUGCUCUCUCAACGGAUGAAGGCUAUAGUGGUUAUGGACCUGAACAAGGCGAAAAGGUAAUGUAUCGCAGUGUUUUUUUUUCUUUCCUACCAAUCCUAUUCUUUAUUUCAAGAUUUUAAGUCAAUCCAUAUGUAUAACUGCAGGCACUAAGACAGGCUAUAGCAGAUAAGUUAUACACACAUGUAGAAGUGAAAGGUGAUGAAGUUUUUGUGUCAGAUGGUGCACAAUGUGACAUUUCUCGCCUUCAGCUACUUAUGGGAUCUAAUUUAACGAUAGCUGUUCAAGACCCCUCAUUUCCGGCAUAUAUUGAUACAGGUGUGCUAAUAGGACAGACUGGUGAGUUCCAUGAAAAAACUAGGAAGUACAAGAACAUAGAGUACAUGAAAUGUGGACCUGAAAAUGAUUUCUUUCCGGACUUAUCAAUUACUCCAAGGACAGAUAUAAUUUUCUUAUGCUCACCAAACAAUCCAACUGGUCAUGCGGCAACAAGGAAACAAUUACAACAACUUGUAGAGUUUGCAACAAAAAAUGGAUCAAUUAUUAUCUAUGAUUCUGCCUAUACUGCUUAUAUCUCUGAUGAUAGCCCAAGAACUAUUUUUGAAAUUCCUGGAGCCAAAGAGGUUGCAAUUGAAGUGUCCACUUUUUCCAAAUUCGCGGGAUUUACCGGAGUUCGUCUAGGUUGGACAGUGAUUCCUAAGGAGCUGAAAUAUGCAAAUGGAUUUCCUGUCAUUAAUGAUUAUAAUCGCAUUGUUUGCACAUGCUUUAAUGGUGCAUCAAAUAUUGUUCAAGCCGGUGGACUAACAUGUCUUUCACAAGAAGGCUAUAUGGCCUUGUGCAGUGUGAUAGACAACUACAGAGAGAAUGCGAAAAUCUUGAUUGAUACACUGACUUCACUUGGAUUGAAGGUAUAUGGUGGCAAAAAUGCACCUUAUGUUUGGGUGAAAUUCCCAGGUUCAUCAAGUUCUUGGGAUGUAUUUACUGAGAUACUUGAGAAAACCCACAUAGUUACGGUUCCAGGCGCUGGAUUUGGUCCCGGCGGUGAAGGGUUUAUUAGAAUAAGUGCUUUUGGUAAUAGAGAAGUUAUCCUUGAAGCCUCCAAGAGACUCAAAACUCUCUUUAAAUGA
Messenger RNA from Telopea speciosissima, 1356 nucleotides. Its product is annotated as LL-diaminopimelate aminotransferase, chloroplastic-like. Gene Ontology annotation, molecular function: L-lysine:pyruvate alpha-transaminase activity; pyridoxal phosphate binding. The transcript has 8 exons. Gene Ontology annotation, cellular component: chloroplast. The record is from RefSeq and is a predicted model, not a curated record. Gene Ontology annotation, biological process: systemic acquired resistance, salicylic acid mediated signaling pathway; L-pipecolic acid biosynthetic process. NCBI's taxonomy places the organism in Eukaryota, Viridiplantae, Streptophyta, Magnoliopsida, Proteales, Proteaceae.